AUGGACGUUUCGAACCAUUCCGGUCUGACUGCAGCUCGAAUCAGUAUGGCGGAGUCUACCAUUGACCCAGAGCCUCCACAGCCGAGCGAUCCCACAGAACCUCCCGAGAAAGCGAAUUAUAAUGAAAUGCUGCUUGAAGCUGCAAGUGACAGCGAUGUUGAAAAGGUGAAGUCUUGUCUUGCCAAGGGUGCAGACAUCGAGACGAAAAACAGCAGGUGGAAGGCAACGCCUCUUUACCUCGCUGUCAACUUUGACCACGAGGAGGUGGUUGAAAUUUUACUGGAGAAGAAUGCCAACGUGGACUCGAAGGAUUGCGACGGGGAGACCCCCUUAUACCGGGCUGCUGCUGUCGGCAAUGAAACAAUUGUGAAGAUGUUGCUAGAGCACCAUGCAGACAUAAAUGCCAAGGACAACGACGGAAGGACACCACUGUAUAUCGCUGUCUUUGAAGACAACAACGACAUUGUCGAGCUCUUACUACGCAAUGGUGCUGAACUGGGAGCUAAAGACCGAAAUGGGGAUACUGAAUUAACCUGGGCUGCUUAUAGAGGAAAUGCAGAAAUUGCGCGCAUGUUGCUUCAAAAAGGUGCCGAUGUUGCAGUCGCAAACGAGAAUGGGGAGACGCCAUUUUUUUGA
Molecule: messenger RNA, 636 nt
Organism: Rasamsonia emersonii CBS 393.64
Lineage: Eukaryota; Fungi; Ascomycota; Eurotiomycetes; Eurotiales; Trichocomaceae
Product: Ankyrin repeat protein
Exons: 1
Coding region: 1-636 (211 amino acids)
Cellular component (GO): cytoplasm
Molecular function (GO): protein binding
Source: RefSeq, a predicted model, not a curated record